Molecule: messenger RNA, 958 nt
Organism: Salvelinus sp. IW2-2015
Lineage: Eukaryota; Metazoa; Chordata; Actinopteri; Salmoniformes; Salmonidae
Product: putative transcription factor Ovo-like 1
Source: RefSeq, a predicted model, not a curated record
GUUCACCGUGUUGUGUUGUGUUGUGUGGCUGUGAAUUGGAAUACUUAUCAGCGGUCUACCUGACAAACUCCGAGGUUAGAACGUAGCCUGAAGGUACGGGCACACCUGAACAAGCGAACUCACCUGCAGAGACGCUACCGUUGCUGUUUUUGUGGAGUAUGGGCUUGGAGAAAAACAACGGAUAAAAAGAGAAAGAAAACGGGAUAGGUAGAAGACCGAAACUACAGAGCUACAAAGUUUGUUGUUAGGUGGAGAAGGAGGGAGGGGAACAAUCCUUACCUUUUUGUUAUUUUUUUCCCAGCGGGAAGUUUUUUUAAGCACUUUUUUUUCUUCAUCAGUUUACUAGGAGUAUAUUGACUAGACGAAGACGACAGAUUAACCGUGAAAACCGACCAUGCCGCGAGCCUUCCUUGUAAAGAAGGCGAGAUACUCUCCCGGUAAGCGGAACUGGAGCGAGCUGCCAGACCACGAGCGCGGGUACGUCUAUAUCCCAGUGUCUGCAUUCCCCUUAUUGGAGGAGACUGAAGCCAGCCCAGCAGAGACCGCUCUCUGUCUCUCCACGACGACACGCUACGAAUACACCAAACGCACAGAAUCACUCCUGCGUGACGUGCACAGCGUGAUGACCCCUAGAGCGGAGCUGCCCUCGUGCACGGUGCUGGGUAGACCCCAAAGCCCGGGUCAGGGGUUAGAGGUCAAGAGGAGGGCACAGAGCAGUCCCUACGUCCGCUCCAAAAUCAAGGUGACCACAGGUGAGCUACCCAGUGAGAUUCCAAAACCUCCCCAGCCUUCCGUCCCCGAAAUCACCACCACACCUGUUGCCUUGACGACGUCCGCUACUGUCCCGGUCUCCACAGUAACGAGGUCAGGGACAGGUGCUCAGGCGACGUUCGUGUGCCAGGUAUGUCAAAUAACCUCCUCUCUCACCAUCCCCCCUCUCUCCACUCUCCAUGUCUAA